UUUAGUCAUUUUAUUUCAGCUGCUUUUUCACAUGUAAAAAAUUGUAUAACACAAAACUUCAGUAACAAAAAUUGGUGCACAGGUUUGAAUUUUGUUAAUUGUCUCCAAUCCAGACAGGAACAACAUGAAACCUAAAUGCACAAAAAAUUGCUGCUCAUCAUAAAUCAUAAGAGCUAAAGGAAUAUAAAUGUGGAGGAAAAAAAAUAUCCUUUUAUUUGUCAAAUAAACAAAAAUGUUUCUCUUCUCAAUAAGCAGCAAACCAUUAUCAGCAUUACAGAAACAUUCUUAUAACUCCAGAUCAGCUUUAUGCAUUUUUCCACAGACAAAUUAUCUUUGCUGAUGAGCUUUGAGGUCUCCUAAUCCACAAAUCUCCUAAUCCACAAAUUCUGUCAGAUUCAAAAAGAUUGAUAUUACUUCCCAUUAGAGGAAAAACAUUGGUCAAAUUAAAAUAUUACUUCAAAUCUAAAUCUGCCAGAGAUAUAAAUUGUUUUGACGUUAAGUUCACAUACAAACAUCUGGAUUGGUAUACAUCAGGAAUUUGCAGAGAACAUACUUUUGGUGGCCAGCAAAAAACAUCUAACAUAAUUCUGACUGAAUGUGUGACCAUCCUUCUUGACAGAAACGGUAGAUAUUAGUUAAUUUUCUGGCAUCAACUGGCUUUUAAAAAUAAUCCACAAAUUUUGAAUUGGGCUGAGGUCAGUAGCAAUCAGAUUCUUCUCUUGUUUAGAUUUGUUUGAGAUGAUUUUUCAUAAUCUUUUAGUGAAAGAAAGACUGCUUUUGUUGAGCGAGAGAGUAUGAUGGAGUUGUGGCAAUGAGCAGUAAUGCUGUGUAGUCAACUGAUUAAGGGAGAGAUAAAGUGGAGCAUCACCCCUCCCUCCUGCUCUUGGCAGCUGAUGUCAAGACUGUGUUGCUAUGGGCAACGGUCCGGGCAAGAAAGAGGAAAAUGGAGACACCACCUGGUGUGCAGGAUGGCAACAGAGAGGCUGAGAGAACAGAAGGGAAGAAACAUCAUGUCAGAAGGACACUGAAGUCAGAUUCUGAAAGCGGAGCUCAGGAUGAUGACGAGGGAGAGUCAGACGGAGGACACUCAGCCUGCCAGCAUCAGCAGCCGGGAGGAAGGCUGGCCAAUCACCAACUGACAUGCUCAGAAAUUCAGGAGCCAAUGAAAUGCCAGCAGGCGCCCUCCACAGCACAACAACUCGGACGCAGAAGCUGCACAAUCUGAGCUCGGAUGUCUUAUUAAUGAAUGGAGCGCUUCCUGGGCUGCAUCGCUGCACGUCUCUGCUGCUCUUUCACCUGAAACGGGAGGAUGGAGAGGAAAAUCAGCAAAGAUGGAGGGAAAAACGGUACUAAGGCUGUGAGAGGACGGAGAACAAACCCAGAGAGCCCCGAUGAAGGCUCCGCUGAGGACGUGGCAGCAGCUUUUAAAGGGACGGACUCCAAUCCUGAUCUCCACCUGCCGGACUCAUCGUCCCCAUCACCGUCCUCCUCCUCCCCUCUUCCUCAGCCCGCCAUGCCUCCUUCCGUUUCUGCCUCUGCUCUCCUGGCUCUGGCGUCUCCAGCAACCAGGCGGUCCAUCUCCAUGGGAGACUUUCGGAGGGUAACGGGGGCUCUCCUGGCCGGUUCCGAUCCCCCGUCCACUUCUGCCACGGCCCCCUCCUCCAAACUGGUCACCCCCAGCUCCAGUAUGGAGUUCGAGGCGGCCCGGCGGCGCCUGCUGGAGGUGGAGGAGCGGCAGCGGGUCAUCAGGGAGAUGGAGCGGCGGCUGGAGGAGCUCAGGGAGAUGUUCGUGCGCUCCGAGCAGCAGGUGGUGGUUCACGGGGAGCUGGUGUCGCGGAUAACCGGUGCGGCCCAGCAGGGUGAGCUGUACGUGGCGGAGAACACCCAGCGGGUGAAGAAAGGCUUGAAGUUCAAGAAGCAUCGACCUGCCAUCGUGUUUUCCUCCAUGCUCGGACUGCGCACGUGCCUCCCCUGGCCUGUGAAGCUCAAAUAGGACGUCAGAUACAUACAUUUCACCCAUAACAUUAGAAAUGUGCUUUACAUUAAAUAGUGAGGGGUGGAGCUCCAUCCCUUAGCUCUCAGUGACACGGCUGCUCUCCAGUUACAACCUUACUGCUCUUGAAUCCUGAGGCUGGUCCUUCAGGGGUUAGAGUGCCUAAAUAUCACAGAGGCCAGUAAGGAGCUUCCGGUUUAGCAGAUUUCUGGGGAAAAGCUCCCUGGCUAGCUGGCAGCAGCGCAUUGUGUACAGGAUGUUGUUGUGUCCUAGUUGUUCUCACAGAUUAUUUGCCGCUUGCAGUAAUUGUUAGCGCUUGCUUUUGAGAGAUUCAUGUCAAAUUCAUGAUGCACAGAUGAGUCAGGGGGAUGUGGGAGGUGAGCUUCACUCUGCUCUCUUAUCAGGAGGUUCUGCUGCACUUUAACUUCUGCAGCAGUGAGGAGGCUUAUGUAAGCUUAUUGAAGAAGGGGCAACACAACAGUGUAGAUCACUGAACUAUCUGCCUCUGCAGCUCAUUAAGGGCGAAGUGAAGGACAGGAAGGUAAGAUGAGACGUUUGCUGCACUGUUACAUAAAACCUAUGCAGACAGAUGCAGAAAUAGAAAAUGUAAUUGUGGGAAAUGACUGAAAAAAUGUGCCUUGGCCUCUCUGAGACAGCCCAUCCCACUGUCAUAGCAGCAUUAAGAAAAGACAGAUAAUAGGGGGAAAAAUCAUGCUGGGACACUUCCACCUGUGGCCUCUUUUUAUUCUGUCACCUAGCAACCAUUUAUCCUUCCAUCCUAAAUCCUCUUCCACAAAAAAUGCAGAAUGUAUCCAACUGAGAGCUCUGAUUACAUUACUGUGGCAGGGAUUUAGUAAAACAAAUGAUAAACAUCAAGAUGUAUUAUUAUUAUUAUUAUUAUUAUUAUUAUUAUUAUUAUUAUUAUUAUUAUUAUUAUUAUUAUUAUUAUUAUUAUUACUGCUUCUGAUGACGGGGUUAAAUUUGAGUUACUCACACAUGCAUCAGCUUGUAAAUCUUAGCUAUGCUAUCUCUGCUGUCUUAAUGAAGAACAAGACGAUGUUAUGAGCUACAGGUUUGCUUCUUAGAACGCAAAUGUAACUUUAAGUGCACAAAGACCUCAUUCAUAUGGAAUUGUAGUGGUAAUUGACCAAUUUAUUCAAGUGUUUAUUUACAUCAUGUUGCAGCAUUAUCUAUUAAGCACAACACAUUUGUCCCAUAAUAUAUUUUUUAUUUCUAUGUAUGUUUUUGUGUUUGGAUUAAUAGUGAUUGACCUUUUGCAUUGUGCUUCUCUCCUUUGAUCUGCACAGGUAUUACUUACAUCAGGGAUGUCUCGUUUGGGCAUUAACAGGUUAUGGUAGUGAUCCACACUCAGUUUAGAUUCACUGUUUGUUCUUCAGGGUAAAAUGUCCUGACAACCCUUUUUUCUACAGCAACACAACCCCUGAUGGUGCUUUGUUACGAAGAACCAGCAGCCAGACUGCACAACAGGGAGACACAAGCUUUGAUUGUAUCAUCACUUUCACUAAAUGAUUCAUACCGUUUGUGAUUUUUCCUUUUUUUUUUUUUUUUUUUUUUUGCUUGCUUGCACAGAUUUAAUGGAUGUAUUAGAAGCAUCCACUGUAUGUACUUUUAUAGAGGUAAGAAUAACAGAGGAAGACACUAAUGGGAGACCAGGCUGCCUGUGUUUGAAAAAAUGCAUUUAUAAGAAAACUAUGAUGCAUUUAAAGGAUGUGAAGACUCACUACAUGAGGCUGGUUCACUUCAGUUUGAGCUUUAUUUGGGUCAUUGCUAAUUUUGACUUGAAGGGCUUAAAAAUGAAGUUUGUCCGUGUUGCUUGGAAACACUUAAAGGAGCACUCUAUCAAAUAGUUUGUCAAACAGUUUAUUCACAUUGUGGAUCUGAGACUUUUUCAGAACAACAUUAAAAGAUACAAGUAUUUCCAUACUGACUGACAUUUUAAAACAAUGACACAGCAGAAUUUUGUACUUAUUUUAGUUGGUUAUGUGUUUUAUGACGACAAAAACAGAUACUGCAUCCCAGCCAACAUGUGCAUGUCUGCCUCAUAUGGGUUUUACUUUAGUUAGAUCGACCUUUUAAAUACAAUUUUAUUGGCAAUCCUGUUGGAUACGCUAUGCAUGCUGUCGCUUAGUCCAAAAUGAAUAUAAAGAAAAUCAAUUAUCCAGGUCUCACAUGGGUCCUACUUUUCCCCCCAGAAUUGUCUUAUCUAAACCUAUUUCAGCAUUUCUCUGUAACCUGUGAGAAAUCUUAUCUGGCAACCCAGAUCCCAUUCAAAUACUUACUGGGAUGUUUGGCUGAAAAUGUUUUUCACUGUUAGUUGCAGUGAUGAACAUUUUGACACAUUGUUAGAGAGGAUCUUCAAUUCAUGAUAGAAUACAUGAAAUGGAAAGAAGUACAUAGUUGUUCUCAUUGAACACGACGUUUAGAUUAUCCUUUUGUUUUUCCAAAUUGUAACUAGAAAACGGUUAUUUUGGGACUGGAACCAUCCACCGAUCUGUGUGUUGACUUCAGAGGUAAACGAGUAGCCUGGCUGUCCUCUUUAGUUUAAACCGGGAAGUUACUCAUAUUCUCCACUGCACUUCACUUUUCUAUGUGAAGCAAAGACUACAUUAGAGAGAAUUUAAAAUUUACCAGUGUUACUUGUGGUUUUAGCCUGAGAACUGUUGAGGAAUAGCUGGAGUGCCUCUUCAUUCAAAGAAACUUGGUCAAACCAAAGGUUUCUCUUGACCUGAUAGCCACGACGUCUUUCUCCUUGAAUGUUGAUUAACGCCAUUUAGCUAAGCACUGUACAUGCCCAAAGUAAAAAAAAAAAAAAGAUGCUUUCUGGUUUUGUGCACAUCUAUACCAAACAUUAUUGUAGAAAGAUUUUAUUUAAUAAAGAAGUCUGAAACAUGUAUUUAUGCUCCUGUAUAUAUAGAGCUACCUGUACAUACCGUUAGCCUGAUUUGCUGUUAGAGAUAUUUCUGUUUUGGUGUUUACAGAAAGGAUGGUACUGACACAAACAACCGGACAACAUUUACAUAUGGGCCCCAUAUGGGUAGAAAUUGAGUGAAGAAUGGGUCAAAGAUGGGGUUGUAUCUAGGUUACACACUGACUUCAUUUUAAUGUUUUGCUGCAGAAGAAUAUUGGAACCUAUGUGGAUUUUCUUUAUGAGACCCAGUUAGUCCCACAUGAGGUUCCUGAAUUUUGUGGCCUCUGUGGGUUGGUUCCAAGUGGGUUCAGACUCACAACUCAGUCUAAGCAAUCUUUCUAUGGGGCCCACAUAUGCAUGUUGACUGGGAACCAUUUUUCUUACCUGAGUGGCUAAAUAACUCAGCCAUUCUCUGCUGUGGAACUGCACUUUUUAUUUUCUGAAUGGAAAGAAAACAAAACAAAACACAUUAUCCAAAGAUCUCUGGGCCCACUUGCAGAAUGAAUGUAAUGUUGAUUGUUGGGUGUUUCUGUAUUUUUUUCUGAACACUGGAAAUGGAAAUAUUAGCAUAAUAUUUCCAUUUUGAACCUGUGGCUAGCAUUUACUUUGAUAAAUUUGGAAACUGUUACCACAGCUCUAUCUCAUUUAGCCCUUUACUUCACAACACUGACUAGCCACAGGCUCAAAACCACCUUUAUGAUGUUUAACACUGGAACGUUUGAAUAAUUCAUGUUUACUUAUACCAGUUAUUUGUUGCUUUACAAUUUGUAUGAUAUUCUUAUGGUAUGUUUAAAAGCUAUAGUUUUUUUCCUCAGUUAUUAUUGACCAAGUGAGUACAAUUAGAGCUUCACACUUCAGCAUCAUCUGUUUUUGAUGAAAAAAGCUUUAUGAUAAAACGUUAAUUCAUGUUCUGCUUUGGGUUCCUGCUUUGUUUAGUUUGCAACUAUACAUUUCUGCACAACACUAGACAAUUAUUAAAAGACUCCUCUCAAGCUCA
This is a messenger RNA of Gambusia affinis (western mosquitofish), 5919 nucleotides long. RefSeq names its product TMF-regulated nuclear protein 1-like. Gene Ontology annotation, cellular component: nucleus. The record is from RefSeq and is a predicted model, not a curated record. The transcript has a single exon. The coding region runs from base 1310 to 1993 and encodes 227 amino acids. Gene Ontology annotation, biological process: regulation of cell population proliferation. Gene Ontology annotation, molecular function: DNA binding. NCBI's taxonomy places the organism in Eukaryota, Metazoa, Chordata, Actinopteri, Cyprinodontiformes, Poeciliidae.